Molecule: messenger RNA, 10889 nt
Organism: Neomonachus schauinslandi (Hawaiian monk seal)
Lineage: Eukaryota; Metazoa; Chordata; Mammalia; Carnivora; Phocidae
Gene: SPEG
Product: striated muscle enriched protein kinase
Exons: 41
Coding region: 176-9997 (3273 amino acids)
Biological process (GO): protein phosphorylation; muscle cell differentiation
Molecular function (GO): ATP binding; protein binding; protein kinase activity
Source: RefSeq, a predicted model, not a curated record
CCGGCCGCCCUGGUGACCUUCUGGGUAACACAGGCCGAAGGCAGGCGGGCAGCAGGAAGGCAGGGCGCCGGGCCCCCCAGGACUCAUCUCCCAGGGCAUCCCCCCCACCCCCCGGGUGCCCCCGUGGCCGUCCGGUUCCAGAGACCCACCCCCUCCAGCCCAGCUCGCCGAGGCCAUGCAGAAAGCCCGGGGCAUGCGAGGCGGGGACGCGGGCACGAGGGCACCCCCCAGCCCCGGGGUGCCCCCCAAGCGAGCCAAGGUGGGGGCCGGCGGAGGGGCGGUGGCCGGGGCGCCCGCCUUCCUGCGGCCCCUGAAGGACACGGCGGUGUUGGCGGGCGGCGACGUGCGGCUGCGGGUGGUGGUGAGUGGGACGCCCCAGCCCAGCCUCAGCUGGUUCCGGGACGGGCAGCCCCUGCCCCCGCCGGCCCCCGAGCCCAGCUGCCUGUGGCUGCGGAGCUGCGGGGCACAGGACGCCGGCGUCUACAGCUGCAGGGCCCAGAACGAGCGGGGCCAGGCCUCCUGCGAGGCUGUUCUCACAGUGCUGGAGGUCGGAGACUCCGAGACGGGCGAGGAUGACAUCAGCGAUGUGCAGGGGACCCAGCGCCUGGAGCUUCGGGAUGACGGGGACUUCAGCACCCCCACGGGGGGCUCCGACACCCUGGUGGGCACCUCCCUGGACACACCCCCGACCUCCGUGACAGGCACGUCAGAGGAGCAAGUGAGCUGGUGGGGCAGCGGGCAGACGGUCUUGGAGCAGGAAGCGGGCAGCAGGGGUGGCUCCCGCCGCCUCCCAGGCAGCCCAAGGCAAGCACAGGCAACCGGGGCCGGGCCACGGCACCUGGGGGUGGAGCCGCUGGUGCGGGCGUCUCGAGCUAAUCUGGUGGGCGCAAGCUGGGGGUCAGAGGAUAGCCUUUCGGUGGCGAGUGACCUGUAUGGCAGCGCAUUCAGUCUGUACAGAGGACGGGCGCUCUCCAUCCACGUCAGUGUCCCUCAGAGCGGCUUGCACAGGGAGGAGCCUGAUCUUCAGCCUCAGCCGGCCAGUGAAGCCCCUCGUCGCCCCGCCCUACCGCCUCCCUCCAAAUCCGCACUGCUGCCCCCACCGUCCCCUCGGGUGGGUAAGCGGACCCCGCCGGGACUCAGCGCCCAGCCCCCGGUCACCCCCACAUCGCCCCACCGGCGCACUCAGGAGCCCGUGCUGCCCGAGGACGCCACCGCCGAAGAGAAGCGAGGGAAGAAGUCCAAGUCGUCGGGGCCCUUGUUGGCGGGCACGGCGGAGUCCCGGCCCCAGACGCCACUGAGCGAGGCCUCGGGCCACCUGUCGGCACUGGGCCGCUCUCCCAGGCUGGUGCGCGCGGGCUCCCGCAUCCUGGACAAGCUGCAGUUUUUCGAGGAGCGACGGCGCAGCCUGGAGCGCAGCGACUCACCGCCGGCGCCCCUGCGGCCAUGGGUGCCCCUGCGCAAGGCACGCUCGCUGGAGCAGCCCAAGUCCGAGGGCGGAGCGCCCUGGGGCACACUCGGGGCCUCGCAGGAGGAGCUGCAGGCCCAGGGCAGCGUGGCCGAGCGGCGCCGCCUCUUCCAGCAGAAGGCGGCCUCGCUGGACGAGCGCACGAGGCAGCGCAGCGCGGCCUCCGACCUCGAGCUGCGCUUCGCCCAGGAGCUGGGCCGCAUCCGUCGCUCCACGUCGCGGGAGGAGCUGGUGCGCUCGCACGAGUCCCUGCGCGCCACGCUGCAGCGCGCCCCGUCCCCUCGAGAGCCUGGCGAGCCCCCGCUCUUCUCCCGGCCCUCCACCCCCAAGACCCCUCCGGCCGAGAGCCCCGCCGCCGCCGCCUCGGCGCCCCCUCCGAGCGUCGCGGGGAAGCCCGGGGACGAGCAGGGGAGGCCCAGGAGCCGCGGGCCGGCGGGCAGGACGGAGCUGGGGGAAGGCCCGCAGCAGGAGGUUAGGCGCCGGGACCAGUUCCCGCUGACCCGGGGCAGAGCCAUCCAGGAGUGCCGGAGCCCCGUGCCGCCCCCUGCCGACACCGAUCCCCCUGAGGCCAGGACGAGAGCACCCCCGGGUCGGAAGCGGGAGCCCCCAGCGCAGGCCGUGCGCUUCCUGCCCUGGGCCAUGCCAGGCCAGGAGAGCGCUGCUGUGCCUCAGACCUUGGAGAAGAACAGGGCGGGGCCUGAGGCGGAGAAGAGGCUGCGCAGAGGGCCCGAGGAGGACGGUCCUUGGGGGGCUUGGGACCGCCGAGGUGCCCGCAGCCAGGGCAGAGGUCGUCGGGCCCGGCCCACCUCGCCUGAGCUGGAGUCUUCGGAUGACUCGUAUGUGUCCGCUGGAGAAGAGCCCCUCGAGGCCCCUGUGUUCGAGAUCCCCCUGCAGAAUGUGGUGGCGGCCCCAGGGGCAGAUGUGCUGCUCAAGUGUAUCAUCACUGCCAAUCCCCCACCCCAAGUGUCCUGGCAGAAGGAUGGGUCUGCUCUGCGCAGUGAUGGCCGCCUUCUCAUCCGGGCUGAGGGCGAGCGGCAUACCCUGCUGCUCCGGGAGGCCCGGGCGGCUGAUGCCGGGAGUUACACAGCCACCGCCACCAACGAGCUGGGUCAGGCCAGCUGUGCCGCCGUGCUGGCCGUGAAACCUGGCGGGUCCACAUCACCUUUCAGCAGCCCCAUCACCUCUGACGAGGAAUACCUGAGCCCCCCAGAGGAGUUUCCGGAGCCUGGAGAGACCUGGCCCCGCACCCCCACCAUGAAGCUCAGUCCCAGCCAGAACCGCCACUCCUCCGACACGGGCUCCAAGGCACCCCCGACUUUCAAGGUCUCACUUAUGGACCAGUCAGUAAGAGAAGGCCAAGAUGUCACCAUGAGCAUCCGUGUGCAGGGGGAGCCCAAACCAGUGGUUUCCUGGCUGAGAAACCGGCAGCCUGUGCGCCCAGACCAGCGGCGCUUUGCUGAGGAGGCAGAGGGUGGGCUGUGCCGGUUGCGGAUCCUGGCUGCCGAGCGGGCCGAUGCUGGCUUCUACACUUGCAAAGCGGUUAACGAGUAUGGCGCCCGGCAGUGUGAGGCCCGCCUGGAGGUCAGAGCACAUCCUGAAAGCCGGUCGUUGGCCGUGCUGGCCCCCCUGCAGGACGUGGACGUGGGGGCCGGGGAGAUGGCGCUGUUUGAGUGCCUGGUGGCGGGUCCUGCCGACGUGGAGGUAGACUGGCUCUGUCGAGGCCGCCUGCUGCAGCCUGCACUGCUCAAAUGCAAGAUGCAUUUCGAUGGCCGGAAAUGCAAGCUGCUGCUCACGUCUGUGCAUGAGGACGACAGUGGUGUCUACACCUGCAAGCUCAGCACGGCCAAAGAUGAGCUGACCUGCAGCGCCCGGCUGACCGUGCGGCCCUCACUGGCGCCCCUGUUCACUCGGCUGCUGGAGGACGUGGAGGUGCUGGAGGGCCGUGCAGCCCACUUCGACUGCAAGAUCAGCGGCACCCCGCCCCCUUCGGUCACCUGGACUCAUUUUGGCCGCCCGGUGGAGGAGAGCGAGAACUUGCGGCUCCGGCAGGAAGGGGGUCUGCACUCUCUGCACAUCGCCCACGUGGGCAGUGAGGACGAGGGGCUGUAUGCGGUCAGCGCGACCAACACCCACGGCCAGGCCCAGUGCUCGGCCCAGCUCUAUGUGGAGGAGCCCCGGACGGCCGCCACCGGCCCCAGCUCGAAGCUAGAGAAGAUGCCAUCUAUCCCGGAGGAGCCGGAGCAGGGUGAGCUGGAGCGGCUGUCCAUGCCCGACUUCCUGAGGCCACUGCAGGACCUGGACGUGGGCCUGGCCAAGGAGGCCAUGCUGGAGUGCCAGGUGACCGGCCUGCCCUACCCCACCAUCAGCUGGUUCCACAACGGCCACCGCAUCCAGAGUAGCGACGACCGGCGCAUGACACAGUACAGGGAUGUCCAUCGCCUGGUGUUCCCUGCUGUGGGACCUCAGCAUGCCGGCGUCUACAAGAGUGUCAUCGCCAACAAGCUGGGCAAAGCUGCGUGCUAUGCCCACCUCUAUGUCACAGAUGUGGUUCCAGGCCCCCCAGAUGGCGCCCCACAGGUGGUCGCUGUGACUGGCAGGAUGAUCACGCUCACAUGGAACCCUCCCAGGAGUCUGGACAUGGCCAUUGACCCAGACGCCCUGACCUACACUGUGCAGCACCAGGUUCUGGGCUCGGACCAGUGGACAGCGCUGGCCACGGGCUUGCGGGAGCCUGGAUGGGCAGCCACGGGGCUGCGUAAGGGGGUCCAGCACAUCUUCCGGGUCCUCAGCACCACCAUCAAGAGCAGCAGCAAGCCCUCGCCCCCCUCAGAGCCUGCACAGCUCCUGGAGCGUGGCCCACCCCUGGAGGAGGCGCCCACCGUGUUGGACAAGCCGGACGUCGUGUAUGUGGUGGAGGGACAGCCCACCAGCAUCACAGUCACCUUCAACCACGUGGAGGCCCAGGUCGUCUGGAGGAGCUGUCGAGGGGCCCUCCUGGAGGCGCGGGCAGGGGUGUAUGAGCUGAGCCAGCCCGAUGAUGACCAGUACUGUCUUCGGAUCUGCCGGGUGAGCCGCCGAGACGUGGGGCCCCUCACCUGCACGGCCCGCAACCGCCAUGGCACACAGGCCUGCUCGGUCACACUGGAGCUGGCAGAGGCCCCUCGGUUUGAGUCCAUCAUGGAGGACGUGGAGGUGGGGGCUGGGGAAACCGCUCGCUUCGCUGUGGUGGUUGAGGGGAAACCACUGCCAGACAUCAUGUGGUACAAGGAUGAGGUGCUGCUGCCCGAGAGUAGCCACGUGAGCUUCGUGUAUGAAGAGAACGAGUGCUCCCUGGUGGUGCUCAGCACGGGGCCCCAGGAUGGGGGUGUCUAUACCUGCACUGCUCGGAACCCGGCUGGGGAAGUCUCCUGCAAAGCCGAGCUGGCUGUGCGUUCAGCUCAGACAGCCAUGGAGGUAGAGGGGGCUGGGGAAGCCGAGGAACAGCGAGGAAGGAGACUCAGCGACUUCUACGACAUCCAUCAAGAGAUUGGCAGGGGUGCCUUCUCCUACCUGCGGCGCGUGGUGGAGCGAAGCUCCGGCCUGGAGUUUGCGGCCAAGUUCAUCCCCAGCCAGACCAAGCCAAAGGCAUCAGCAUGGCGAGAGGCCCGGCUGCUGGCCCGGCUCCAGCAUGACUGUGUCCUCUACUUCCAUGAGGCCUUUGAGAGGCGUCGGGGACUGGUCAUUGUCACCGAGCUAUGCACAGAGGAGCUGCUGGAGCGAAUGGCCAGGAAACCCACCGUGUGUGAGUCUGAGAUCCGGGCCUACAUGCAGCAAGUGCUAGAGGGAAUAUGCUACCUGCACCAGAACCAUGUGCUGCACUUGGAUGUCAAGCCUGAGAACCUGUUGGUAUGGGAUGGUGCAGAGGGUGAAGAGCAGGUGAGGAUCUGUGACUUUGGGAAUGCCCAGGAGCUGACUCCGGGAGAACCCCAGUACUGCCAAUACGGCACACCUGAGUUCGUGGCCCCCGAGAUCGUCAAUCAGACCCCUGUGUCUGGAGUCACCGACAUCUGGCCUGUGGGCGUUGUUGCCUUCCUCUGUCUGACGGGAAUCUCCCCGUUUGUUGGGGAAAACGAUCGGACAACAUUGAUGAACAUUCGAAACUACAACGUGGCCUUCGAGGAGACCACAUUUCUGAGCCUGAGCAGGGAGGCCCGGGGCUUCCUUAUCAAAGUGCUGGUGCAGGACCGGCUGAGGCCGACUGCAGAGGAGACCCUAGAACAUCCUUGGUUCAAAACACAGGCAAAGGGCGCAGAGGUGAGCACGGAUCACCUAAAGCUGUUCCUUUCCCGGCGGAGGUGGCAGCGCUCCCAGAUCAGCUACAAGUGCCACCUGGUGCUGCGCCCCAUCCCUGAGCUGCUGCGGGCACCCCCAGAGCGGGUGUGGGUAGCCAUACCCAGAAGACCACCCCCCAGCGGGGGGCUCUCAUCCUCCUCUGACUCUGAAGAGGAAGAGCUAGAGGAGCUGCCCUCAGUGCCCCGACCACUGCAGCCCGAGUUCUCGGGCUCCCGGGUGUCCCUCACCGACAUUCCCACUGAAGAUGAGGCCCUGGGGACCCCAGAGGUUGGGGCUGCCACCCCCAUGGACUGGCAGGAGCAGGGAAGGGCCCCCUCUCAGGACCAGGAGGCCCCCAGCCCUCAGGCCCUCCCCUCCCCAGGCUGGGAGCCCCAAGCUGGGUCCAGCCCCCAGCGGAGAGAGCUCCGGAGGGGCAGCUCUGCUGAGAGCGCCCUGCCCCGGGCCGGGCCAAGGGAGCCGGGCCGGGGCCUGCACAAGGCAGCCUCCGUGGAGCUGCCGCAGCGCCGAAGCCCCAGCCCGGGGGCCACCCGCCUGACCCGGGGAGGCCUGGGUGAGGGCGAGUAUGCCCAGAGGCUGCAGGCCCUGCGCCAACGGCUGUUGCGGGGAGGUCCUGAGGAUGGUAAGGUCAGUGGCCUCAGGGGCCCCCUGUUAGAGAGCUUGGGGGGCCGCGCCCGGGAUCCCCGGCUGGCCCGGGCUGCGUCCAGCGAGGCAGCACCUCACCACCAGCCCCCACCCGAGACCCGGGGCCUGCAGAAGAGUAGCAGCUUCUCGCAGGGUGAGGCGGAGCCCCGGGGCCGGCACCGCCGUGCUGGGGCGCCCCUCGAGAUCCCUGUGGCCAGGCUUGGGGCCCGCAGGCUACAGGAGUCUCCCUCCUUGUCAGCCCUCAGCGAGGCCCAGCCACCCAGCCCUGCGAGGCCCAGUGCCUCCAAACCCAGUGUCCCCAAAUCCAGUGUCCCCAAGUCUUUGGAACCUCCUGCCGCCACACCCAGUGAUGCCCCACAGCCCUUGGCACCCCAGCCUGCCCAAGACAAGGCCCCAAAGUCCACGCUAGAGCCAGUCCCAGCCCCCAAGCCUACACAGCCCGCCCUGGCUCCGCAAACCCCAGCGCCCCCCACCACACCCUAUGCCCAUAUCAUGCAGUCGCUCCAGCUGUCAGGCCACACGCAAGGCCCCCUGCACGGCCCCGGGGCACCUCCCUCGGAGCCCAGACCCCACCCGGCGGUGUUCGCCCGGGUGGCCUCCCCACCUCCAGGAGCCUCAGAGAAGCGCGCGCCUACAGCUGGGGCGCACCCCGUGCUAGCCGAGAAAGCUCGGGUCCCCACAGUGCCCCGCCGGCCAGGUAGCAGUCUCAGCAGCAGCAUCGAGAACCUGGAGUCAGAGGCCGUGUUCGAGGCCAAGUUCAAGCGCAGCCGUGAGUCGCCCCUGUCGCGGGGGCUGCGACUGCUGAGCCGCUCGCGCUCGGAGGAGCGCGGCCCCUUCCGCGGGGCCCAGGAGGAGGACGGCAUGUACCGGCCCAGCCCAGCGGGGACGCCCCUGGAGCUGGUCCGACGGCCCGAGCGCUCCCGCUCCGUGCAGGACCUCAGGGCGGUCGGGGAGCCGGGCCUCGUCCGCCGCCUCUCGCUGUCGCUGUCCCAGCGUCUGCGGCGGACCCCGCCGGCGCAGCGCCACCCGGCCUGGGAGGCCCGCGCGGGGGACGGGGAGAGCUCGGAGGGCGGCAGCUCGGCGCGGGGCUCCCCGGUGCUAGCGGUGCGCCGGCGGCUGAGCUCCACUCUGGAGCGGCUGUCCAGCCGGCUGCAGCGCAGCGGCAGCAGCGAGGAGUCGGGGGGCGCGUCGGGCCGCAGCACGCCGCUGUUCGGACGGCUGCGCAGGGCCACGUCGGAGGGCGAGAGUCUGCGGCGCCUCGGCCUCCCGCACAACCAGCUGGCGGCCCAGGCCGGCGCCAGCACUCCCUCCGCAGAGUCCCUGGGCUCCGAGGCCAGCGCCACGUCCGGCUCCUCAGCUCCUGGGGAAAGCCGAAGCCGGCGGCGCUGGGGCCUCUCUCGGCUGCGAAAGGACAAGGGGUUAUCACAGCCAAACCUUUCUGCCAGUGCCCAGGAGGAUUUGGGUCACCAGUAUGUGCGCAGCGAGUCAGAUUUCCCCCCAGUCUUCCACAUCAAACUCAAGGACCAGGUGCUGCUGGAGGGUGAGGCAGCCACCCUGCUCUGCCUGCCGGCGGCCUGCCCUACACCCCACAUCUCCUGGAUGAAAGACAAGCAGUCCCUGCGAUCAGAGCCGUCAGUGAUCAUCGUGUCCUGCAAAGAUGGACGGCAGCUGCUGAGCAUCCCCCGGGCGGGCAAGCGACAUGCUGGGCUCUAUGAGUGCUCAGCCACCAAUGUCCUAGGCAGCAUCACCAGCUCCUGUACCGUGGCUGUGGCCCGCAUCCCAGGAAAGUUAGCUCCUCCUGAGGUGCCCCAGACCUACCAGGACACGGCGUUGGUGCUCUGGAAGCCAGGAGACAGCCAGGCACCUUGCACGUACACGCUGGAGCGGCGGGUGGAUGGGGAGUCUAUCUGGCACCCUGUGAGCUCAGGCAUCCCCGACUGUUACUACAACGUGGCUCACCUGCCAGUCGGCGUGCCCGUGAGAUUCCGUGUGGCCUGCGCCAACCGUGCUGGGCAAGGGCCUUUCAGCAACCCUUCUGAGAAGGUCAUCGUCAGGGGCUUGCAAGAUUCCUCAGUUCUGCAAUCUGCUGCUCACCAGGACGCCCCUGUUACCUCAGGGCCAGCCAGGGCCCCGCCUCCUCACUCUCCUACCUCACUGGCCCCCACCCCAGCUCCCGCUCCCGCUCCCCCAGCCCCUCAGCCAGUCGCUCUCAGCCCUUCAUCUCCCCCAGCGCCCCCCAGCCAGGCCUUGUCCUCACUCAAGGCUGUGGGUCCACCGCCCCAAACCCCCCCACGAAAGCACAGGGGCCUGCAGCCUGCCCAGCAAGCAGAGCCCACCCCACCCAGUGCCCAGGCCACCCCCAGUGAGCCCAAGUCUUCCGUCCCUGACACUGGGACCCCAACCCCAGCCUCCACCCCUCAAGGGGUGAACCCAGCGUCUUCCUCUACCCCCCUGUAUAUGGUGACCUCCUUUGUGUCUGCACCCCCGGCCCCCGAACCCCCAGCCCCCGAGCCUCCUCCUGAGCCCACCAAGGUGACCGUACGAAGCCUCAGCCCGCCCAAGGAGGUGCUCAGCUCCCCUGUGGGUGGUCCCCCCAGCUCUCCUGGGCCGAAGGGCACCACUCUUCGGCAGGGACCCCCACAGAAACCCUACACCUUCCUGGAGGAGAAGGCCAGGGGCCGCUUCGGGGUGGUGCGAGCAUGCCGGGAGAAUGCCACCGGGCGGACGUUCGUGGCUAAGAUCGUGCCCUACGCGGCCGAGGGCAAGCGGCGCGUCCUGCAGGAGUAUGAGGUGCUGCGGACGUUGCACCACGAGCGGCUCAUGGCGCUGCACGAGGCCUACAUCACCCCGCGCUAUCUCGUGCUCAUUGCCGAGAGCUGCGGGAACCGCGAGCUCCUCUGUGGGCUCAGCGACCGGUUCCGGUACUCGGAGGACGACGUGGCCACCUACGUGGUGCAGCUGCUGCAAGGCCUGGACUACCUCCACGGCCGCCACGUGCUGCACCUGGACAUCAAGCCCGACAACCUGCUGCUGGCUCCUGACAACGCCCUGAAGAUCGUGGACUUCGGCAGCGCCCAGCCCUACAACCCCCAGGCCUUGCGACCCCUUGGCCACCGCACGGGCACGCUGGAGUUCAUGGCUCCUGAGAUGGUGAAGGGAGAACCCAUCGGCUCUGCCACAGACAUCUGGGGAGUGGGCGUGCUCACUUACAUCAUGCUUAGUGGACACUCCCCGUUCUAUGAGCCAGACCCCCAGGAAACAGAGGCUCGGAUUGUGGGGGGCCGCUUUGAUGCCUUCCAGCUGUACCCCAACACCUCCCAAAGCGCCACACUCUUCUUGCGAAAGGUCCUCUCAGUACAUCCCUGGAGCCGGCCCUCCCUGCAGGACUGCUUGGCCCACCCGUGGCUGCAGGAUGCCUACCUGAUGAAGCUGCGCCGCCAGACACUCACCUUCACCACCAACCGGCUCAAGGAGUUUCUGGGUGAGCAGCGGCGCCGCCGGGCCGAGGCUGCCACCCGCCACAAGGUGCUGCUCCGCUCCUACCCAGGCAGCCCCUAGCGGCUCAGACCGCAGCCCGGCCUCGGGCUUCAACUUGGGGUUCCGCUGAGGCUGCGGGACAUUCCAGGGCCCAUCCUGAGCCGGGUGGGCCCGGGGCUUCGGACACCACCAGCAGCAACAUCCAGCCGGGCUAUUACCUCAUGGACCUGCAGGGACAGAGCCACCCGCCCCCCGCCCCCUGGGCUCUGCUGAUGCCACCCCGGCCAGAGCCAGAUGGGGAGACCCAUGGGCCAGGCUGGGUGGGGGUGGGGGUGCAGGAGCAGAGAAGCAGGAAAAGGGGCAAGAAGGGAAUAGGUAAGAGAUCAGGAGAAGAAGCCAAAGGAUAGGGUGAGGAGACUCGAGGAAGGUUCUGGGGGAGAACCGACUGAGAAAGGUGUGAAUAGCUAGAGAGGAGGAAGAGGAAGGAGCCCAGGGUAUCAGGGUCGUGGGCUGGGAGUGAGUGUUGGUGAAGCAGGGACAGGACAUGGAGACAGUGGUAGGGAGCCGGAACCAGCAUGUGAAGGAGGGCAUCGAGGUGGGGGAGGGAGAGGAGGACUCGGGUGGGGUGGAGUGGGGUGGGGUAGCUGCCAACAUCCCCAGAAGGAGAACCUAGAGGGCUGGGGGCUGGGGGCAGUGAUUACUGGAACCAGUGCUCUCCUGUCCUCCUCCUGUCCCAGUGGAGGCAACUCUGAGCACUCUGUGCUGGCCCCAGGAUGUCCCCACCACCCCUCUGUGGCCUUCAUCCUUCUUCCCAUUCAUAUUUAUUUAUUUAUUGACUUUUAUGAAAUUUCCCUUCCAUCCAAUUCCUAUUGCCCGUGUUGUCCUGACCAUCCCCCCCACCCCAGCCAUCCAGCUGUGUGUGCAGCUGUCUGUCUGUCUGUCACAAGGAAAAUAAAAACGGCAAGCAGCAGGA